Messenger RNA from Schistosoma guineensis, 339 nucleotides. The record is from the annotation of a GenBank genome assembly. NCBI's taxonomy places the organism in Eukaryota, Metazoa, Platyhelminthes, Trematoda, Strigeidida, Schistosomatidae.
AUGGAACCUCCACAUAUGCUUAUCCCAAGCCCAAUAUUUCAUAAAAGAAACAGAACCAUGUCUCAAUCAGAAGGUGCCUCUAAAGGAGAGCAUGGUAUUGGAAAAAUAAUUAGCUUUUGUCGUGAUAAAGGACAUGGUUUUAUUAAACCUGAUAACAGUGAUGAUUGUAUUUUCGUGCAUGUUUUUGAUAUCGACGGUGAAUACGUGCCUAUCGAGGGAGACGUUGUGGAAUAUCGUAAGAUGCUCAUCCCUCCGAAGAAUGAAAAGUACCAAGCAGUUCACGUUAGAAUAGUCAACCUUAGUCCAGAAAAGCAUAAAACCUGGGAUGAACCAGCCUAG